AUGAAGCGCAAGACUGAGGAACGACCUUCGCUUGAUGGCAAUGGCUUGCCUAAUUCCAAAAAGCGUGCGCUAUCUACCGAGGAGGCCGUCAGCCGUUUCAGUGAUGGAUUGUUCGACCCCGCGAAGCAGAAGAACUACACCGAUUCUUACGCCAAGUCGAGCCCUUAUUACCACGGCGUCAUCCACCCUCUUAUCGAACCAUCUCUGCUCCGUUCCGUCCGCGAUGAAAUUCAAGAACACCUCUCCUUCACCGAGAAGGAGACCGAUAUUUAUAAGAUCUUCCAAUCAGGAGAUCUGGCCAACCUUGACGGUCUUGAUGAUUCCUCUCUCUCCAAACUGCCGUCUAUCUUGAAGCUCCGCGACGCCAUGUACUCGGCACGCUUCCGUGAAUACUUGUCCUCCGUGACUGGCUCUGGAAAGCUGAGUGGACAGAAGACCGACAUGGCGAUUAACGUGUAUAACGAGGGAUGCCAUCUUCUCUGUCACGACGACGUUAUCGGUAGCCGACGUGUCAGCUAUAUCCUCUACCUGACCGACCCCGACACUCCAUGGCAAGAACAAUGGGGCGGUGCCCUGCGCCUGUACCCAACCACCACCGAGAAGGAUGCCCAAGGUGAGGAUGUCAAGAUUCCCAGCCCGGAUUUCAGCCUCUCCAUUCCCCCGGCUUUCAACCAGCUUAGCUUCUUCACCGUUCAGCCGGGUGAGAGCUUCCACGAUGUCGAGGAGGUAUACCACCCCCGUGACGGCGAGGACAAGUCCAAGAAGCGCGUGCGCAUGGCAAUCAGCGGCUGGUUCCACAUUCCUCAAGAAGGCGAGGAUGGCUACGAGGAGGGUUUGGAGGAGAAGCUAGCGGAGCGCAGCAGUUUGGCCCAGCUGCAGGGCCGCGGCGACAUCUACGAUCUGCCGCAGCCAAACCCCAUUGCUUGGGAGGAGCCCGAGGUGGAGGGGAAGGGCAAGGGCAAAGUUGAGGAGCAAAUAGAGGGUAACGAAUUCUCAGAGUCUGAUCUGGAGUUCUUAGUCAAGUACAUUGCGCCCUCAUAUUUGACCCCCGAUAUUGCCGAAGAAAUGUCAGAUUCGUUCGCGAGCGAGUCCUCUCUCAGUCUGGAGCGAUUCCUACAUGAGAAGUUUGCUUCUCGGGUCAGCGCGUACAUUGAGGAACAGGAGCGGCAAUCUCUUCCCUCCUCAUCAGAGGAGAUCAAGUCCCAAACUGGAUGGACCGUUGCUCGUCCCCCGCACAAGCACCGAUACUUGUAUCAACAACCUGCAUCUGGUGAGACCGAGAAUCCCAUCAAGGAGAUUUUGAAUGUCCUCUUCCCUUCGCAGCCUUUCCGGAAAUGGCUGUCCCUUAUCACUGGCGUCGAUCACCUUACAAGCCACAACUUCCUUGCCCGUCGUUUCCGUCGCGGUGCAGACUACACACUGGCGAGUGGAUACGACGCCGAAGAGCCUCGUCUGGAGUUCACCCUUGGCCUCACACCAUCAUCGGGAUGGGAGAAAGAGGUGGAGGAAGAGGAAGAGGAUGGAGAGAACGGCGGGGCUCAGUCCAAGCCCAAGGAUCAGGCCAACGGUGAUGCCGCUGAGCACCCCUCGGUUGGUGGCUAUGAGAUUUAUAUGGCUGGCGACGACGAGGAAGAUGAAGAGGAGGACGAAGAGAAUGCCGAUCAGGUACUCCGGCCCAAGGAGAAGAAGAAGGCAGACCCCGCGAUCUAUCGCUCGGCCGGUGCGGACGAGGACGAUGGCAUUUUAUUCAGCACACAGGCUGGCUGGAACCGUCUUAGCAUUGUACUCCGUGACAAUGCAACUCUAAAGUUUGUCAAGUACGUCAGUGCAGCGGCUAAGGGUGACCGAUGGGAUAUCACUGGUGAUAUUGGAGUCCAGUUCGAGGAGGGUGAUGACGACGACGACGACGAGGAUAUGGACGACCAAGGCGAAGAUGAAGGAGAAGAGGACGAAGAUGAAAAUGAAGAUGAGGAAGAGGAGGAGGAGGAGUAG
Penicillium waksmanii is the source of this 1992-nucleotide messenger RNA. Its product is annotated as oxidative DNA demethylase. NCBI's taxonomy places the organism in Eukaryota, Fungi, Ascomycota, Eurotiomycetes, Eurotiales, Aspergillaceae. Gene Ontology annotation, biological process: peptidyl-proline hydroxylation; regulation of translational termination. Bases 1 to 1992 code for a protein of 663 amino acids. Gene Ontology annotation, cellular component: cytoplasm. The transcript has 2 exons. The record is from RefSeq and is a predicted model, not a curated record. Gene Ontology annotation, molecular function: peptidyl-proline dioxygenase activity; L-ascorbic acid binding; iron ion binding.